Messenger RNA from Closterium sp. Yama58-4, 1362 nucleotides. The record is from the annotation of a GenBank genome assembly. NCBI's taxonomy places the organism in Eukaryota, Viridiplantae, Streptophyta, Zygnematophyceae, Desmidiales, Closteriaceae.
AUGUUGGAAAGAAUAGCGCCAACCCACCGCGAUUGGGGAGAAACACAGCAAGAUCUUAGAUCUUGCAUUCAUUUCCUCUCCCAUCCCUCUGAUGCCCCCUUUCGCGACCCUCAGAUAUUUGACGCCAAACCAGGGGUGUCAACAAUUCUUAACCAGGGCGCAAUUCUGAACGACGUUACCCAUGGAUACAGUUCGGUGUUUGGCCAGAAGUACCUCGCAGCUCGCCAGCAUCAACACGCGAAUCUCGUUUUCUCAAGCAAAGCUCUCGAGAAGAGCGCUGAAACGAAUCUCCCGUCCACUCAGGCUGGAGGCAAGCCUUCUUGCUGGCCCUCCCUCGCUCCCCCUUGCGCUGCUCCCCCCUCCCCUGCUCCCCCCUCUUCUACUCCCCUCCCCUACUCCCCCUUGUGCUGCUUCCCCCUCCCCUGCUCCCCCUUGUGUUGCCCCCCCCCCCCUGCUCCCCCAAGUGCUGCUCCCCCCUUCCUUGCUCCCCUUGCGCUGCUCCCCCCUCCCUUGCUCCCCCUUGUGCUGCUCCCCCCUCCCCUGCUCCCCCUUGCAAUGCUCCCCCCUCCCCUGCUCCCCCUUGCGCUGCUCCCCCCUCCCCUGCUCCCCGCUGCUCUGCUCCCCCCUUCCCUGCUCCCCCUUGCGCUGCUUCCCCACCCCCCCCCCCCCCCCCCUGCUCCCCCUUGUGCUGCUCCCCCCUGCUCUGCUCGCCCCUGCUCGUCACACACUUCCCUUCUCGCAAGUAAGCUCCAUGCUCGACCGCGAGUCCUUCUCGCAUGCAACUCCUCACCCCUCCUUCCCUCAUCCCGCUUUCCGCUCUUUCCCCGCAUUAACUGUUCCACCCUUCCCAUAUCCUCCUACCAUGCUCGUUCGUGCGUCAGGUCUCCCCGUCUCGCAUUCAAGUACGAUGCUCAGCAGCGGAUUCGUCAAGUUUUGAGGCGCCUCAAAAAUUGCCAUUCAAGUACGAUGCUCGGGAGCAGGGUGCAGGGAGGCGUAGGCAGGCGGAGAAGCACGGGAUGCAGUUCGUCGCAUGGCCAUGACAGGGCGAGCAGGGAGGCGCAGGCAGCCAAGGAGGCGAUGAAGAUGCUGUGGCGAUCACACAGCGGGGCCAAUGCUACUGACCGGCUGGAUCAGACCGGGGUGUACAGCAGUGGAGGAGUGAGCCAUGGUGGGAUGCAGCAUGGUGGGAUGCAGCAGGAGGCUCACGCGCAGCCGCUGUCCGUGCCUGCCGGGGGGUUUGAGUAUGGCGAGGAGGAAGAGGAGGGUGCGGGCGCGGGCGGGUUUACUCCGGAGAGCGUGAGAUUGCUGCUGGAGGCUCUUGAGUUGGAGGCAGCAGAGGAGUCUAAACACGCCCUUAGGUGA